Morone saxatilis (striped sea-bass) is the source of this 1827-nucleotide messenger RNA. RefSeq names its product transmembrane anterior posterior transformation protein 1 homolog. Bases 46 to 1827 code for a protein of 593 amino acids. Gene Ontology annotation, cellular component: ciliary basal body; endoplasmic reticulum membrane. NCBI's taxonomy places the organism in Eukaryota, Metazoa, Chordata, Actinopteri, Moronidae. Gene Ontology annotation, biological process: positive regulation of cilium assembly; maintenance of protein localization in endoplasmic reticulum. The record is from RefSeq and is a predicted model, not a curated record. The transcript has 15 exons.
GCAGUUGUCAGUCUCCCAGGCAGCAGAUGAGACCGUCGGACGAAGAUGGCGGACUCGCAGUCGUCAGGUCUCGGAGAGGAGAAAGAGAAGGAGAAGGAGGACAGCGAGAGGGACACGAAGGCCGCCAGCGCAGAGAAGAACAAGGACAGAGACGGACUCACGGAGACGCUGAGGAUCAACGACAAAAAUGGCGACAGCAGGGGCAAGAAACGCAACCUGUCAGACCUGUCUCUGGUCAGAUUUAUAACGACUGAGCUCACCAGAGGCUACUUCCUGGAACACAACGAGGCCAAAUACACAGAGCGCAGAGAGAGGGUCUACACCUGCCUCCGCAUCCCCAAGGAGCUCGAGAAGUUGAUGACAUUCGGCUUCUUCCUCUGUCUGGAUGCCUUUCUCUACGUGUUCACCCUGCUGCCCCUCAGGGUGAUUCUGGCCCUUUUGCGGCUCCUCACGUUGCCUUGCUGUGGCCUCAGUGGCUCCCGCCUGCUCCAGCCAGCCCAGGUGUGUGACGUGCUGAAAGGCUUCAUUAUGGUGCUGUGUUACUCUAUGAUGAGCUACGUGGAUUACGCCAUGAUGUACCACCUGAUCAGGGGACAGUCUGUCAUCAAACUGUACAUCAUAUACAACAUGUUAGAGGUGGCGGACCGCCUGUUCUCAUCAUUUGGCCAAGACAUCCUGGACGCUCUGUACUGGACCGCCACAGAACCAAAGGAGAAGAAGAGAGCACACAUAGGCGUGAUCCCUCACUUCCUCAUGGCUGUGCUCUACGUCUUUCUCCAUGCCAUCCUCAUCAUGGUUCAGGCCACCACUCUCAAUGUAGCCUUCAACUCCCACAACAAGUCCCUGCUCACCAUCAUGAUGUCAAACAACUUUGUGGAGAUCAAAGGAAGCGUGUUCAAGAAGUUUGAAAAGAACAACCUUUUCCAGAUGUCAAACAGUGACAUAAAAGAGAGGUUCACCAACUACAUCCUCCUGCUCAUCGUCUGUCUGAGAAACAUGGAGCAGUUCUCGUGGAACCCUGACCACUUGUGGGUGCUGUUUCCUGACGUAGUCAUGGUGAUAGCCUCAGAGGUCGCCGUGGACGUUGUCAAACACGCCUUCAUCACCAAAUUCAACGACAUCAGUGCUGAUGUAUACGGGGAAUACAGAGCCAGCCUUGCAUUUGACCUUGUCAGUAGUCGACAGAAAAAUGCUUACACAGACUACAGUGACUCAGUAUCCAGAAGAAUGGGCUUCAUCCCUCUGCCUUUAGCUCUGCUGUUGAUCAGAGUAGUGACCAGCUCAGUGAAGAUCCAGGGUUCACUCUCCUUUAUGUGUGUGCUGCUGUUUUACCUGGGGAUGAUCACUCUGAAGGUGCUCAACAGUAUCGUUCUGCUGGGGACGUCUUGUGUGUUCGUCAAAGAGGCCAAGAUGGAAGAAAAGCUCUUCGACCCUCCACCCUCCGUUGUCUCCAGCCGCGCAAACUCCAGAGCUCACCGCACCAAACAUGUUCAUCCUGUACCGCAGCAAGAAGUUGUUGAGUUUUUUCUCUUCGUGUUUGUUAGUCUCCUAUACGCCGGGCGCGGCGAGAGGGGAGAGAAAUGUGAGCCGGAGAGAGGACGAUUUCCGCGGUUGUUGCGGUGGGAUUUUGGGACCGUUUAUUGGACUGUCGCCAGCGACGAUGAGCGCGGCGGCGUCACCCAAUACGCUGUGGAUACAGAUGCCAGGCUGGCAGAACCCCACACAGCCGACACGAAGGAGGAAUCACCGUCUAGGGUACUCGGACCAGAUCCUCGCACCGUUGCCAACGUGGUGGCAGGAGACCUCUGCCCCCCACAAUACCCCUAA